Molecule: messenger RNA, 1104 nt
Organism: Westerdykella ornata
Lineage: Eukaryota; Fungi; Ascomycota; Dothideomycetes; Pleosporales; Sporormiaceae
Product: RNA-binding domain-containing protein
Exons: 4
Coding region: 1-1104 (367 amino acids)
Cellular component (GO): cytoplasm; ribonucleoprotein complex; nucleus
Molecular function (GO): mRNA binding
Source: RefSeq, a predicted model, not a curated record
AUGUCCGCUCCAGUUGAUAGUGUUACCGCCCAGUUGGCCACGGCCUCCCUCGACAAUACCAACAGCGCCGAGAACGCUGGCGCCCAGCAGAACACCGCCGAGAAUGAGGCGGUUCUUGCCAGCGCCGCCGAGGGCAGGCGUCUCUACAUCGGGAACCUCGCCUAUGCGACCACCGAGGGGGAGUUGAAGGACUUCUUCAAGGACUACUUGGUCGAGUCCACGACCAUCCCCACCAACCCUCGCACCAAUCGCCCUGUCGGCUAUGCCUUCGUUGCUCUCUCUACCCCGUCGGAGGCCGAGCGUGCCAUCGCUGAGCUGAACGGCAAGGCCAUCCUUGACCGCAAGGUCUCCAUCCAGCUUGCCCGUACGCCUGAGCAGCACGCCGAGGGUGCCGGCAGCGGCGCCGAGGGUGCCAGCAAUGAGCACCGUCGUCGCUCCUCCACGCGUGGUCGCGGCCGUGGCCGUGGCCGUGGCGGACGUGGCGGACGUGGAGGACGUGCUAAGAGCGAGGGCGGUGAGGGCGCCGAACACGCCGAGGGCGAUGCUGCUGCCGCCACCGAAGCUCCUACAAAUGUACCCGGCCAAGUUCUUCCACUUACAGAGAAAACGAACACGACGCUUACCAAUCGCAAGGGCGCUGAGGGCAACAAGAAGCCGCACCCUCCUCGUGAGCGCAAACAGCGUGGACCCCCGGAGGACGGUGUUCCCUCCAAGACCAAGGUCAUGGUUGCCAACCUUCCCUACGACCUCAAGGAGGAUAGGCUUCUGGAGAUCUUCAAGGACUAUCAACCCAGCUCCGCCAAGAUCGCUCUCCGUCCUAUUCCCCGCUUCAUGGUCAAGAAGCUCCAGGCCCGUGGCGAGCCUCGCAAGGGCCGUGGCUUCGGCUUCGUCACCCUUGGCUCCGAGGAGCUUCAGCAGAAGGCUUGCGCUGAGAUGAACGGCAAGGAGAUCGAGGGUCGUGAGAUCGCUGUCAAGGUCGCCAUCGACUCUCCCGGAAAGGAGGACGACCACUUUGAGAAUGCUGGCGCCCAGGAGGGACAGGAGAACACCCCCGCCGAGGCUCCCAAGGAGGCCGCUCCCGCUGCCGCUGAGGCUGCUGCUUAA